Molecule: messenger RNA, 1632 nt
Organism: Osmia lignaria (orchard mason bee)
Lineage: Eukaryota; Metazoa; Arthropoda; Insecta; Hymenoptera; Megachilidae
Product: organic solute transporter subunit alpha
Source: RefSeq, a predicted model, not a curated record
AGUGGGGACUCACUCUCUCACUGUUAACCGGCUAAGGUGCUGUAGCCUUUCUGUUCGUUUUUAAAACACCGCCAGCUCGUUUCAGCCGUUGUCGAGGCUUGCAAGACGGAAAUCAAUCGUACAUAGGGACUGUUUCGAAAUUGCAUCGCGAGGGACUACUGUAAGUUCCAGGAUGGAGAUCGAAAUCGAGAAUUUAGUGAAUUCCUUUAGGAAUCUUAGCUGCAACCAUCGUUACGUGCCUUCGGCGACGGAACAGAUAGAAAGUUUGGGAGCAUUUGGCAUAGGAUUGGUAAGUUUCGGAGCGGUGCUUUCAACCCUGACACUCUACUUCGCAGUGGACGCCUGCUACAAUGUUAUUCAACAAAAGGAGGCGAGAUUUUACAAAACCAACGCCAUUAUGAUCCUUCUGGUAUACCCGGUCGCCAGUGUCUGCAGUUUAACAGCGAUUGGAAUACCAAGGACCCAGUUGCUAUCGGAAGCCCUGACUCAAAUUUUCCUCACGAUAGCCCUGUACAGGCUUUAUCUGCUGCUCGUCUACGUCGGCUUCAAAAUCGUCACGAAUUCACCGCCGUUGAUGCUGAAAGUCGGCCCUUGUUGCUGCUGGCCCUGUCUGCCCUUUCCAAAUCUUCAAAUGACUGACACCAAUUUGUCCUGGCUGCGGUUGGUAGUCCUGCAACUUCCUAUUAUCCAGGGAUUGAUCUACUGCAUAUUCCUCUUCAUGUCCAUCGAGGAGCCAAGCCUGAUAACCCAAUACAGUGUCUGUUUCCAACCACUCACCGUAGCGAGUAUACUUGUCGGAAUAUACGGGUUGACGAUAACCAUGAAGAGUCUUCACGAAGUCGCUCCAGAGGCAAAACUCCAUCGAAACACCGCCGUUUCCCAGAUGGUACUGCUGUUUUCCAAGCUGCAGGCGUUCAUCGUUAAGAGUCUACCUCGGACCGGACUGUUCCCGUGCAAUCCGCCAAUUACACCGGAAAUCUAUGCCAAUGUUACCCAAAACGCGCUGAUGUUAAUCGAGAUGCUGUUGCUCUGCUACGCGGCCAGGUACGUUUAUUACGUGGACGUGGACAAGGAGGAAGAGCCGAGCGAGGCGACAGAUCGGUCGAAAGACAAGACUACGGAGCAAGUGAACCCGACGAAUAACAACGAGGCUAACAAACAAAUUUCAACGUUCACCGCGUGAGAUCUACUCUCCAUUUUCGACUACCCUAAAAGAUAUCAUUUUUUUUUAAACAAAUACUAGAGACCUAGUGAGCUACAUUUCCUGAGCCAUCGAUCGCGCUUGUGUAGAUACUUGUACCUAUAAACAUUAAGAAACAUUGCAAAAUUUUAUUUUGCAACUUUAAUAUAGUGUUCACGAGUGAAUGAGAUGAAUGAAGUGAGAAUUAAUUGAGAAACUUUUACUCGAAACGAGUACAUUUUGAUAUGGUGCACCCUUUGAGGGUUUGUUAAUGAAUAAAGUGUUGUUAAGGAUGUAAUUAUGCAAUCUAUAGAUCCAAUUAAAAAAAACCCUGUAAUUUUUAAAGAAAAUUGCAAGAAACUAAAAUUAGUGGAGAAAAUGGUACGAAUAUGAAAUAUGGGAUAUCAAGUAUUAUGAUAAGUAAAAUAAAAAAGUAACACCGUCUCCUGUUA